UUUGGCUCUAUUUACCUUUUGGGGCCAUAGGGGCCAUAGGAGCAGUUCUAAAGGCCAAGUGCGGCCUAAGAGUGAAGAAAAAGCAUUUUGCCGCACGCCUGCCGCUGUCGCGUGCUCUGCAAGGCGUGCGCAAACGUGAGUAGCACAGAGUGAGAGGCCCACAGAGUAAUUGAGCAGUGUGCGAUGAGUAGCCUCGCGGACGACGACUGCAAGAGCGAGACCUACGCCGAGGACCACAGCCCGGCCCUCCAGGAGGACAUCCUCGAGGGCUGCGGCGAGGCGCCCGAAGUCCCCGGCAGCGGCAUCGGCGACCUGCCGGACAAGCGGCGCUUUGAACUACGAAGGAACGUGGGCGGCGGCGCCUUCGGCGACGUCCACGAGGGCUUCUGCCGGCUGACGCAGGCGCGCGUGGCGGUCAAGCUCGCACGGCUGUCGGGCGUGCCGGGCGCGGAGCGCGACGACGGCGAGAGCGUCCCCAAGGGCUUACUCAGGGAGAUCUGGUGCCUGCGGGAGCUCGUCGGCGUCGAGCACGUGACGCAGUACGUGGCGCACUUCCCGCGCGGGCCGAACAUCGCGAUCGUCCUCGAGUUCUGCGCGACGGACCUCAAGAGCGUCAUGGACGUGCGCAAGGCGCCCCUCGACGCGCCCGUCGCGCGGGCCUGGACGCGCAUGGCGCUGCUGGGGCUGCGUCCGUGGCCCGCGUCCCUGAUUGACCACCGGUCCGCGUCGACGGCGUGGAGGGCGAACAACUCACGCCGUCCGUCCGCGCGCAGGCGAAAUCCACGCCCGGGCCCUCUGCCACCGCGACGUCAAGCCGAGCAACCUCAUGAUCACGGACGCCGGCGUCCUCAAGGUCGGCGACUUCGGCCAGGCGCGGCCCCUCGUCGCAAAGGAGGGUGAAAAAAGCGACUUCUCGCACCAGAUCAGCACGCGGUGGUACCGGAGCCCCGAGCUGCUCUUCGGCGCGCGCUCGUACACGACGGCCAUCGACCUCUGGGCCGUCGGCGUCGUCCUGGCGGAAAUCCUGCACGCCUACGUGCUCUUCGAGGGCCGCAGCGACAUCGAGCAGCUCCUCGUCGUCUUCAAAAAGAUGGGCUCGCCAACGGCCGAGCGGUUCCCGUCCGCCGCGGCGACGCCGGACUUUCCGAAGAUCUGCUUCAAGGCCAUGGAGCCCCUCCCGCUCGCCGAGGUCUGCCCGCGGGCCGACGCGGCGGCGCUCGAGCUGAUAGGGACCAUCCUCGUGCUCGAGCCGACGCGGCGCGCGACGGCGGCGGAGGCGCUCGGGGCGCGCUUCUUCGAGGGGCCGGACGCGCCGCGCGUCGACCUCGCGACGCUCGCCCUUUCGACGGCGGCCGCCUGCGACGCCAAACGGAGCGCCCAGGUCGACUCCGACGAGGAGGACUGGAACCGGGGCGGCUGGGAGGGCCUCGGCUGACUCCGGGGAGAUUUUUAACUAAUUUAAUGUGCUAC
Molecule: messenger RNA, 1470 nt
Organism: Pelagomonas calceolata
Lineage: Eukaryota; Pelagophyceae; Pelagomonadales; Pelagomonadaceae
Source: the annotation of a GenBank genome assembly